AUGAGCAUUUCCAGUAUCCUUUCGCCUGAUGAUGAGGGCGACAGGGCCAGUGCCUGCUCGUCGUCCGCGGUAAGCCCACCCUCAUCCUCGAGCACCUCUCUAUCCACGAGCUGCGGAAGCGCUGGAGGAGAGUCCACUGCCUCCAGCAGUAAUACCAGCAGCUCCUCCGCCACUAAAACUUCCUCCGGGGCCACCUUCACCUGGAACGAAGAUCCUGAAAAGAUCGACGCCAUGCUCCGCAGCCUCAACCCGUACAGCCCCGAGUGGGUUAUCUGGAAGGACUGGGCUGAUUUCCUAGCUGAGGAAAGAAAUGCUAACCAAAAGGUCAAAGGAUUUAUCUUAGACGAGCUUAUGCGGAAGGUCUACGAGCUUCUUGGCUCCACGCCUUCUGGUUCCCCCAAAAGUAGCCUAUCACCGGGAAGCAACUUGGACGAUUACGACGAGCAAUACAGGCAUAACCCCGCGGUGGACCUUGAUGACUCGACAGAAGUGGGGUUUUAUCACUGCCAAGGCGGAUCCACCCAACCUUCUGGAGACCAAUCGCGAAGCCAGACCACAAGACCUGGAUCCCAAGAUAUCAGCAACACUGCCGAUCGUUCGUUGUCUAGCUUCGGAAACAAGCGAAAGAGGGGCACGGGUGGCUCUACGUCAGAAGGUGAGGAUGAUGAAAACGGCAAAAAGAGGAAAGAGAAUCCCAGGCCUCUCAAAAGCAUCCGAAACGGGCCCAGGUUUUCUUGCCCUUUCUAUAAGAAGAGCCCGGAAGUCCAUGGUAAAAAUGCAUCAUGCCUCUGGCCUGGUUUUGGUGGCAUAUCACGUUUGAAGGAACAUCUCUACCGUGUUCAUACACGCCUUGGCCUUACUGCGACCAUAACUCUCCAGCCGAUCAGGCAGUCGAAGGAUAUGACUGGUAUCAGCGCGAGCAUCUACCCAACAUGA
Messenger RNA from Lasiodiplodia theobromae, 936 nucleotides. RefSeq lists its product as uncharacterized. The record is from RefSeq and is a predicted model, not a curated record. NCBI's taxonomy places the organism in Eukaryota, Fungi, Ascomycota, Dothideomycetes, Botryosphaeriales, Botryosphaeriaceae. The transcript has 4 exons. The coding region runs from base 1 to 936 and encodes 311 amino acids.